This is a messenger RNA of Ambispora gerdemannii, 288 nucleotides long. The record is from the annotation of a GenBank genome assembly. NCBI's taxonomy places the organism in Eukaryota, Fungi, Glomeromycota, Glomeromycetes, Archaeosporales, Ambisporaceae.
AUGCCAAAGAUUUCGGAUCCUUCUGCGAAGCCAAUACUGAUUACAAAACAAGAAGCUAAAGCUCAAGUAAAUGAAGAAAAUAUGACUAAACCUGAAAUUUUGUUGAAGAUAGAAACUCUUCUUGAACAGCUUUGUGAAAGUGUCCAAAAAAAUUAUUCAGGAUUAAAGUUGAAAAAGCAAAGUGAAUUAUUAGAUAUACUACAAGAAGUGAAGUGCCUAUUCGAUUUGGAUAAUGCAUUUAAUGACCAAGAUUGUUUAGAAAACUCGGGGACAGAUCAGCAAGAAUAA